CACCACCACACAACACUACAAAAGGCAGUCAAAUAUGGCUUCUGGCGGUCACAUGCCAGCUCCGGUGUGUCUCAUUGAAAAUGGUCACGACGGUAAACUGUGCGUUACAAAAGAUGCCAUAGACAUUCUAAAUGGGAUCAAUGAGCCGGUGGUGGUCGUGUCCAUAGUGGGUCUCUACCGUACGGGGAAGUCUUACCUUAUGAACCGCUUAGCAGGACAACAGUCAGGCUUUGCUCUUGGUAACACUGUUGAGUCAAAGACCAAAGGCGUCUGGAUGUGGUGUGUCCCUCAUCCAUCUGUAAAAGGACAGACUCUGAUGCUGCUGGACACCGAAGGACUGGGUGACGUGCAAAAAGGAGACUCUAAGAACGACGGCUGGAUCUUCUGUCUGGCUGUUCUGCUCAGCAGCACUCUGGUGUACAACAGUAGAGGAACCAUCGAUAAUGAUGCAGUACAAAAGCUGCAAUACAUUACUGAGCUCGCUGAGCAGAUCAAGAUCAGAUCACCAUCAUCUCCAUCGGAAGAUGAGGAGGAGGAAGAAAAUUCUCAGUUUGUGUGUUUUUUUCCAUCAUUUGUCUGGGCUGUGAGGGAUUUCACCUUGGAUCUGAAAAUUAAUGGGAGAAAAGCAACAGAGGAUGAAUAUCUUCAAUAUGCUCUUGAGCUGAAGAAAGGUUUGAGUAAGAAAAACACUGACUACAACCUGCCUCGUGAGUGUAUCCGAAGAUAUUUCCCUUCCCGGAAGUGUUUCGUGUUUCUACCUCCAGCCUCACCGGAAAACAUGAGACGUCUAGAGAGCCUACGUUUAGAGGACCUGGUGGCAGAUUUUCGAGAAGCCACACAUCGUUUCUGUGAAUACAUAUUUCUCAAGAGUCCUGUGAAAACACUGAAAGGAGGACACAGAGUUACUGGGAAAUUGCUGGGUCAGUUGGCUCAGAUUUAUGUAGAGACCAUCAAGGGUAAAGUUCCCUGUCUGGACAAUGCUGUGGUCGCUCUUGCAAAUCUAGAGAACAAGGCAGCUGUUCAAGAAGCUUUCAAAGUGUAUCAGAGUGGAAUGGAGGAAGUAAAGAAUAAGUUUCCAGUUAGCAUGGAGAAUAUUACCAGUGUGCACCAGAAGUCCAGCAGUCUGGCCACUUCAGAAUUCAUGACACGCUCCUUUAAAGAUGAAAAAGGAGAAUACGUUACAAACCUAAAGCAAGAUAUCGAUAUGUACUAUGUAGUACUGAUGGAAGAGAAUGAGAUGGCAUCAGAGAGGAAGUGUAAAGAGCUGCUGAAGGAUCUGUUCUCUGACAUGAAUGAACGACUGCAGAAUGGAGAAUACAGUCAGUGUGGAGGAUAUGAAAUCUACUGCAGAGACAGAGACGCCAUCAUUGCACAGUACCGCAGAGAACCAAACAAGGGAGUCAAGGCUGAGGCCGUACUGAAUGAGUUCUUGAAUGAGAGAGCAGCUGAGGCAAACAGCAUCCUUCACGCUGAUAAAAAACUCACUGAGAGUGAAAGGGAGAUCAAAGAGCGGAAAGAGAUGGAAGAUCUUCUGCAGCAGAAGUGUAAAGAGGAAGAAGAGAAGCGUAUUGAGAGCGAGCGAAUGAUGAAGGUGGAGCAAGAGCGCCAGAAGGACACAGUAAAGCAGAUGGAGGAGAAAUUCAACAAGGAGAUGGAGCAACGGCGAGAGGAGAUGGACAGAGCUAUGGAGAGCAAACUGAAGGAACAGGAAGAGCUGCUGAGCAAAGGCUUUAAGGAGAAAGCUGAUGAGCUGCAUGAAGAGAUCAAGAGUUUCAAAGAAAAAAAAGAGGCCAUAAGUGUUGGUGGCAUUUUUAAAGAUUAUGUGAUGCCUCUUCUUGGAACCGGCGCAGACCUGCUUUCUAACAUAUUCAUGCACAGAUCAUUAUUGAAAGGCCUGAAAGCAUUAAAAUAAUAACCUGGUUUUAGAUUUGUGCCAUUGAAGUAUAGAACAAGGAUGCUGGUUUGGUUUGGUUCGAUGUAUUUGGUUUGGCAGGUUUGCCUGCAUCAUGAUCCUAUCUCAUUUAUUCUCUUAAUCAAUUGUCAAUCACCUCUCCUGUGGACUUUCUGUUGUUUAUGAACCAAUUUUAUAUUUUGAAUAAAUCAGUGUUAUUCUUUUAAGUAGUAUUUAAAGUACACAGACGUUAUGCAAGAUGUGCAUCCAUUUAGGCUACAGUUGUUUUUUUUCAAUCUUGUUAUUGCAUGAGAAAUGUGCUACUGUAUAUACGAUAGUAAAUCAUAUUUGGCAACAAACCUUUCAUUUACUAAGGCAAAUAAUGUUCUUGCAAAUAAACCAUUAUUAUUAUGUAUACAAGUGUUCAUUUUAAUGGGAAAACUCAACCAUGAAAAACAUUCUGCCAUUUAUUUACCCUCAUGCCAUUUAACACCUUUGACAAAUAACU
This is a messenger RNA of Triplophysa rosa, 2399 nucleotides long. Its product is annotated as guanylate-binding protein 1-like. The record is from RefSeq and is a predicted model, not a curated record. Lineage: Eukaryota; Metazoa; Chordata; Actinopteri; Cypriniformes; Nemacheilidae. Gene Ontology annotation, molecular function: GTP binding; GTPase activity.